This is a messenger RNA of Ceutorhynchus assimilis (cabbage seed weevil), 787 nucleotides long. NCBI's taxonomy places the organism in Eukaryota, Metazoa, Arthropoda, Insecta, Coleoptera, Curculionidae. The record is from the annotation of a GenBank genome assembly.
UGAAAAAUUGAGAGUUUGCGCUUACAUCAAUUAUUUUCUUUUACACAAAUUUAACAAACUUAAAGUGCAGAAUGAGUGAUGAAAUUGAAGAUGAAGAUUUUUUUGAAAACAAAAAGAGCGCCACUUCAAUGAGGUCGGAACGAGAGGAGUCCCAAGAACAUAUUGGCGAAAAUUGCGUAUGUAUAAGAAAAUGCCCAUUAACAUGUGGCUUGAUAUUGAUAGCUUUGGGAAUAUUAGUGUACAUAACGAUAAUAAUCUGCACGCUUAAAUUUAAAAUUGCGUCACAGGUGGACACAAUACCUUUAUACAACUAUUAUUAUACGGAUUAUGCGUAUCUUGAGGAUGUUAAAGAGAAGGAAGGUGGUACUAGUGAUGAAGCCCAACUUGAUCCUAGUAAACAGAUAAACGGUACAAGCAACAACGAUACUGGAACAGACAACACUGAAACCCCUCCGGAGACCAAAAAAUCUAAAAGAGAUGAAAUUGGAAUUAGAGAUAAAUACACAAAUAAUGGAGGCAAUACAGUUACUGAACAAAAAGCCAGUACAGCAUCUUCAGGCAAACAUGAAAAAUCCACCACGGCAACACCAACAAAACUGGAAGAGUGCAUAAGAAAUGCUCGAUUUUGACUAUAAAUUUGUGAGUGAUAUUUAUGCAAUUUGUUUCUGAUGUAUUGCAGUGCAUUGAUGAUGAACCAAGAUAGUUUGAUUUCAGAAUCCUUGAAGUUAUUGAAGUUUUGAAUAAAAAUUAUAGAAUUUCUGGGUUUUUACAUCUUCUAGAAUCUCAC